CCCGCCCCGCAGUUGUCUAAACUCUCGGGGGUCGGAGCGCGGCGUGCAGAGACCUCGCAGGCGGGUCGCAGCAUGAGUCGCCACCUGGAUCUGGUGCGGAGCUUCCUGGAGCAGCUGGAGGCCCGGGACCGCCGGGAGGGAGCAAUCCUUGCCCGCGAGUUCAGCGAUAUUAAGGCCCGCUCACUGGCCUGGAAGACUGGAGGUGUGUGCUCCACUCAGGUCGGCAGUGGGCUUGGGAACGCGAAGAAGAACCGCUACAAAGACGUGGUGCCAUAUGAUGAGACGCGCGUUAUCCUUUCCCUGCUCCAGGAGGAGGGACACGGAGAUUACAUCAAUGCCAACUUCAUCCGGGGCACAGAUGGAAGCCAGGCCUACAUCGCGACACAAGGACCCCUGCCUCACACUCUGUUGGACUUCUGGCGCCUGGUUUGGGAGUUUGGGGUCAAGGUGAUCCUGAUGGCCUGUCAAGAGACAGAGAAUGGACGGAAGAAGUGUGAACGGUACUGGGCCCAGGAUCAGGAGCCACUGCAGACCGGGCCCUUCUGCAUCACCCUGACAAAGGAGACACCAGUGAAUGCAGACGUCGUUCUCAGGACCCUCCAGGUUGCAUUCCAGAAGGAAUCCCGCUCUGUGCACCAGCUACAGUAUAUGUCUUGGCCAGACCACGGGGUUCCCAGCAAUCCCGAUCACAUUCUCACCAUGGUGGAGGAGGCCCAUCGCCUCCGAGGAGCUGGCCCUGGACCCCUCUGUGUCCACUGCAGUGCUGGUUGCGGUCGAACCGGUGUCCUGUGUGCUGUGGAUUACGUGAGGCAGUUGCUGCUGACCCAGACAAUCCCACCCAAUUUCAGCCUCUUCGACGUGGUCCUUGAGAUGCGGAAACAGCGGCCCGCCGCAGUGCAGACGGAGGAGCAGUACAGGUUCCUGUACCACACAGUGGCCCAGCUCUUCUCCCGUACUCUCCAGAACACCAGCCCCCACCAUCAGAACCUCAAGGAGAACUGUGCCCCAGUCUGCAAGGAUGCCUUGUCCCUCAGGACCUCCCCAGCCUUGCCUGCCUCAUCCCGCCCACCAGGUGGGGUUCUCAGGAGCAUCUCGGUGCCCGGGCCCCCGACCCUCCCCAUGGCCGACACGUACACCUACGCUGUGGUGCAGAAGCGUGGCGCCCCCGCGGGCACAGGGCCGGGGACGCGGGUGCCCAGCAGCGCGGACACCACGCUCUACAGCCACGUGGCUCCGCGUUCCCAGCGGCUGGUGACACACACCGAGGACGACAGGGGGACGACGCCACUGGGCCAUGUUCCUGCGGAUCAGAACCCUCCCGGGCCUGAUGCCUAUGAAGAAGUAACAAAUGGAGCGCAGACUGGUGGUCUAGGCUUCAACUUGCGCAUUGGAAAGCCCAAAGGGCCACGGGAUCCUCCAGCGGAGUGGACACGGGUGUGAGUGCUGCGCCAGUUACGGCCUGUCUCUCAGUAGUGGCUGGACUUCUGCAGCCGACAUGCUGCUGUGCACUGUGUUGGGAAUGGGACUUGUGGUUCUGCAUCAAAAUAAAAGUUUCUCAGGGAGGAAAAAAUAAGGGCUUUGGCCCAGUGAUUAUAGCAAUCAGACCCGGAGACUUGGAGAGGUAAGUGCGAGAUCACCCGAAGUGGGCGUGGCAGCUCCCCUCUCCACAGAAUGAGAGGUGUAUCCUCAGUGACCACAGGGGAAUGAGGUAGAUGGGGUAGCUGGGGAUGGGUAGCUGGACCUCUUGCUGUUCAGAUAGAUCCAAGUCAAGUCUAGCUAGAGCCAGCUAGACCUGACCCCAGACAGGCAGAUGAGAGAGAGAGAAAGACAGAGACAGAGACAGAGAGAUGGGGGGGGGGGAGGAGAUUUCAGAUAGGCAAAGAUAUGGCUCACCAAAUCUGGACAUAGAGCCAGAUCCCUAAACACCCACACCUUCAAUUCAGAGGGGUUGUCUAUGGCAAAACAGAUGGACCUCAGCCGGAGAGAAAUGGAUCAACCAAUAGCCUUUAAGACCAGCCCCAGCCAGUGAUCACCAGUCCCCCAAAGUCAGACCCUCACUCUGCCAGCUAGACAGCCAGAUGGACUCCUAGCUAGACAGAACUCCAGUCAUAAACAAUUUCCAGAUGAACAGUACACAGACAUCCCAGUUAUACUGGGAAGACCGACUGACCUUCCAGCCGCAGACAGAAUGGCUAAGCUCCCAACUAUCCAGACAGAUGGAGCUUCUCCUACAUAGAGCUCCUAUUUGGGUGGACACAUUGAUGUCGCUCCUUUUGGAGCAGGUCUACAUCCCUAGCUGGGCAUGCAUGGUCUGGAUAGUGGGAUGUAUCUAGACCAUGCACAGCUAGGCUGACCUAGUGUAUUCUCAGGCAGAACCCCAGCUAGCAGAUUGAUGAACUACCAGCCUUCAUCUAGGUAGAAACCCAUAGGUGGACCUUCGGGUGAAUAACUACCUUCAGGUAGAGCUAGAUCCCAUGUCAAAAUUUGCCAGCCAAAUUCCAAGCUAGAUAGAUAGACAUAAAGCUAGCCAGACUGCCAAGUGGACCCCCAACUAGUCAGACAUGAUGAUCUUCUAGAUGAGCCAACAAACCUCCCAAAUGAGUAUAUAUAUAUCUCCAGCAAUACAGGUGGAGGCCCAACAAAUUAGACUCUGUCUAGACGGACCCUGGGGAGGCAGAAGACCUGUCCAACAUACUGAACAUCAUUGUUCGGAGUGUAGCUAGACAGUCAGCCUUGAGUAGAAUAGACAGAUAUACCCAGGCGGCCAUUGGCAGACACACCUGUAGUCAGCUACAUAGACCUCUGACCUAAUAAGACAAACAAACAAAACCCCAGAGUGGCAGACCAGUCACGAGCUGGAGGACUAAUGAGAUAGAGGUCUUCUCUGGAAAGUGCACCCCAGACAGAGUCCUGCCUUGACAAAGCCCUCAGACAGAUGCCUGCCUGGGUUGACAUACAGACCUCCAGCUAGAGACACCUAUAGCUAGACCCUCAUGUAAACUCUCAAUGAGCUAGAAAGAUCUCUGGCUGGUCACAGAAAUGCAUCACCCAGUCAGAUAAAUAGUGCACCAUCCAGAAAGACAGAACUUCAAACCUUCUUUCUUGAGAUGCAGAUGAGCAGAUUCUCUGAGACGGAAAGCCAUGAAUAAACAUAUGCAUAAUGCUCUAACCCUGACCCUCCCCCACCCCCUACCAUGAUGUCCGCAAAUAAGUCACUCUGGCUGUGCCUUCUGACAUAGUACCUUCUUCAGGCUCUUGGAAAAGCUGUCUUGAAUUUGAUGAAGGCUCCUACUAGAAAUCUGCUUAGCUAGGCCCACAUCACUAAAAUGAUUAUUGUGAGAAUUCAAUGAAGGGCAGGUUAAAAAAAAAAAAGAGUAUGAAACAUGUCUUAUUUGGUCACAGUGUCUACUGGCAAGUGCUGGGAGAUCUUUAUGCCAUGAGCAGCUCUGCCAACAGGAAGCAGGGAUGACAGGGAAACCUUGGGAACCUUCAACACCUCAGCUGAAUCUAAACUCUAAGGAAAGUUGGGGCUGAUCAUGCUGAGAGGGAUCUUGGAGCAGAGAAGGGUCAGGGUGCCAUUUUCAGAGCACGGGCUGGGAAUGACCACCCUGAAGUGAAGAAAUAAAGGGCAGAGGGGUGAUAGGGUGUCAUUUGGCAUGUAGGUUAAUCUCAAAGGCAGAACUAUUGUUGACUUCCUCAGUCCCAGAGACCAGCAAGGACAGCAGUAAAUUCCUGGAAACAGGGAACUGUUGCAGGAAGAGGAAGAACAGUUCAUCCUGACGGAAGAGAAACCAACCAAAGUUCUCUCCUGGAGGCCAGAAGACAGGAUAGUCUGAGGUUGACAGGGUCAGUUCCGAGCUCAGCGAACACUGUGCAGAUCCUAGCUGCCCGGUCUGAGUAGAAAGAAAGUGACUGUGUUGAGCAAGAGAGCAUGUCUGUAGGAUCAGCUGAAUAGGAAGACUCCCGGGUAUUGGCGGGUCCCGUCUGUUCUACCUUGGAAAUCUACCCUGAGUCAGACUGCUGCUCUCUCCCAACUGGACUCUGCAGCCACCUUCCUAAGCUUCUUCUUAUCCCCCUUUUGCUCAGGAUAAAAUGCCAGCCUGCUAGGCUUGUUGCUUUGAACCCUGAAUGAUAGUUAUAUUGAAUGUCAACUUGACAGAAUCUAGAAUUGCCUAGGAAACACACACCUUUGUAAGAGAGUCUAUAAAUUGGGUUAAUAAAAGUGGGAGGACCCACCCUCGGUGUGGAUAGCACCAUGCCAUGGGUUGGGGUCCUGGACUGAGUAAUAAGAAGAAAGCAAGCUGAGCACUGGAAUUCAUCGCUGCUUCCUGACUGCAGAUGUAAUGGGACCAGCUGCCAUGCUCCUGCCUUGACUUCCUCACUGUCAGGGACUAUACCCCGAACUGUGACCCCAAAUAAAACCUUCCUUCCUUAAA
Peromyscus leucopus (white-footed mouse) is the source of this 4436-nucleotide messenger RNA. RefSeq names its product protein tyrosine phosphatase non-receptor type 18 (gene Ptpn18). Gene Ontology annotation, biological process: peptidyl-tyrosine dephosphorylation. The coding region runs from base 73 to 1440 and encodes 455 amino acids. NCBI's taxonomy places the organism in Eukaryota, Metazoa, Chordata, Mammalia, Rodentia, Cricetidae. The transcript is spliced from 15 exons. Gene Ontology annotation, cellular component: nucleus; cytoplasm. The record is from RefSeq and is a predicted model, not a curated record. Gene Ontology annotation, molecular function: non-membrane spanning protein tyrosine phosphatase activity.